Molecule: messenger RNA, 1285 nt
Organism: Trichoplusia ni (cabbage looper)
Lineage: Eukaryota; Metazoa; Arthropoda; Insecta; Lepidoptera; Noctuidae
Product: chymotrypsin-2-like
Exons: 4
Biological process (GO): proteolysis
Molecular function (GO): serine-type endopeptidase activity
Source: RefSeq, a predicted model, not a curated record
AUCCGCACCAAAACUAAAAAAUAUGAACUUUCAGGCUUCAUUCUGGAGCUGCCAUCAGAAGUAGCCGACAGUAGACUCAUAUAUAAAGAGGCACGCAUCGUGGGCGGAGUGGAUGCUCCCGAGGGUCGUAUCCCCUACCAGGCGUCUCUGCGCUCCUGGUACAACUCCCACUUCUGCGGCGGAUCAGUACUUAACAACCGAUGGAUCCUGACAGCCGCCCACUGUACCGAUGGCCAAUCCAAAUACGGUAUAAGCGUAGUACUGGGCACCACCAACCGUCUGUCCGGCGGCGUCAAGUACUCCGUGGACCGCAUCAUUAUCCAUAAGAAGUACGACAGCGCCUCCAUCAAGAACGACAUCAGCCUUAUCAAGGUCACCAAGGAGAUCCAGUUCAAUAACCUCGUGCAGCCGAUACAACUGCCUGAAGCCGACACUGGGGAAGGCGUGGAGCUGCUGCUCAGUGGGUGGGGAAGGAUUUCUUACCCCGGCUCCCUCCCAGUUCAUCUGCAGAUGAUCAACCUAACAUCAGUCAGUGUGGAGGAUUGCCAGAACAUCUUCAUCCAAAUCAACCCGGUGUUCAACACUCAAAUCUGUUCCCUCACCAAGUAUGGCGAAGGAGCUUGUCAUGGUGAUUCCGGAGGUCCUCUCGUCUCUGGCAAGAGUGUCGUCGGCAUCGUAUCCUGGGGCAUGCCGUGUGCCAAAGGCUACCCUGACGUAUACACCAGGGUGUACUCCUUCAAAGACUGGAUCCUGAAAACCAUGGAAGAGAACAAAGAAGAGUACCCCGCGCCACAGAAAAUUAUAUUUCCUAUGAAUUAAGGGGAUUUGUAUGUAUGUAAGUGUAUCUACCUUGGAAGUCUAAUGUAAUCCUGAUUAAGGAAUUUCCAGAAAUAUCGGAAACUACCUUGAAAUAAUGCAAGAGAAAACUUUAAACUAAUACCUAUUGCAAAAUAAAUAACUGGGCACCGUUAGUGCAAGUGAGAGAGAAAACUACAUUUUGUAGAGCAACAUCACUUUUCCUCAACUGGAAGGUGGACGGAAGGCCCCCAGUAUUGUUUUGGUAACACCGUUCCUAUAUCGUCUUCAGUUAUUGCAUCUAUAUUUUUUUAACCAAUAUUCAACCAGAAGUAAUCCUGCUUUGAUCAGGGUCGUAUAUAUACCUUCAAGAUGUUAUUAUUGAACCUAUAGAAUCUUAACUUGUAAUGUAUACGCAAAUAUAUCGAAGCAACGAUUGUAUCUAAUUGAAACCAUGUGUAUAUUAAAGUAACCGUAGAACUGAUCAAAA